Nasonia vitripennis (jewel wasp) is the source of this 8492-nucleotide messenger RNA. It is a transcript of the gene wg, whose product is annotated as protein Wnt-1. Gene Ontology annotation, biological process: neuron differentiation; canonical Wnt signaling pathway; cell fate commitment. The transcript has 4 exons. Lineage: Eukaryota; Metazoa; Arthropoda; Insecta; Hymenoptera; Pteromalidae. Gene Ontology annotation, cellular component: extracellular region. The record is from RefSeq and is a predicted model, not a curated record. Gene Ontology annotation, molecular function: cytokine activity; frizzled binding. Bases 5658 to 6884 code for a protein of 408 amino acids.
UUUCGGCAUAAUGCCGUCAUUGUUGUGGUCCGCGCGCGUAGCGGCGACGGCAUCGGUGUACGCGUACACGUUACGCGGGCGCAGGGCCCUCCAGCUCGUCAAUGGGAUCAAGUCGAGUCGAGAGCAUGCUUACCUACUCCUGCUUAUAACAGACGAGGCCGAGAAAGGGAAAGCAGAUCUCGCACAUUAUCCGCGCAACUCUUUGUGCGGGUUUAUUCGGUUAGUUAACGAGGAUGAGUGUUAACGUAUCCGUGGAUAAUGUAGAUCUAAUGGAACUGCUAAUCCCCUGCCGGCCCCGGGAGAGCUACUCCUUAUAGCUCGUUUCAAUGGCACUCGAGAGAGAGAGAGAGAGAGAGAGAGAGAGAGAAAAACUGGACGACACAGGGCUAAUCUCGCCGGCCACUCGAUGUGCCCGAAAACUGUUCCCCUAUACUCCCGCCAUCGUCGUGCGGUAUGGUUGCCGCGCAUUAUUUUUAAACGAUCGCACACGUCGAGAACUUCUCGGAAGAGACGGCAAAAAAGGUAGUGAUUAGCCGCGUUCGCGCCGACGACGAUUCGCGUGCGCGAGGCCGCGCUCCUAGUAUAAGUGGUUUCUGGUCCCCGAGCGAUCCUCUCGUAAAAUUCCUCGCCUCGCGUCCCGAUACAUAGGUAACGCGCGCGCGGACAGCGAAACGGCGCGAAAGGGGCGUGGGUAUUCGCAUAUCUCUCGUCGCCCCCGCCGGCUAAUUAAGUGCGCGCGAAGGAAAAAAGAGGGCUUUCCUUCGGUCGCUGCCGAGUGAGACCGCGCGAGGAGCGAGCGAGAGAAUGAAAGAGCGGAAUAUAUGGUCGGCCAUUCAUUUUUCCUGCAUGGCGCUCGUCCACUGACAAAUGCCGGGGUGGUCUCCUCUCGCCGUGAAUAUACUGACAGCUCGACUGUCCCUCUCUGCAGCGGGCUACCUCCGCCGCAACUUCAUUUACACCUAUUCAGGCCCUCUGUCUCUCUUUCUCUCCAGCUCGAGCCGAGGCCCGGCUUUUACCGUUUACGAGCUACUACCUACUACUGCUCGGCUGUCGUCGCCGUCGUCUUCCCAUUUCUCUUAUUUUUCUCCCUACUCCCAGCCUCCCUGAUCGCUGCUGUCUCAUUCUUCUGUCGUCGCUCCGGAGGAGGCCGAGGUGUUUCGAGCUGCAGCGAUUAUUGGGCUACUGCACGUACACACACCGCUUACGCUUACCUACCGCACGUGCGCGCGCUACCAUUUUCGCCGUACGCGCGAUGAUGGAUCCAGUGUGAUUGGGCCCAUUCAGCGGGCCGCGCGCGCCUGACAGUGCAGCUAACUCCGUCUAUCAUUGCGGAUCGGUCUAUUUAAUGGCGAUUUGAUCGCGCGCUAACGAGCCCGCUUAUUCAUUUGACGCGCGCGAAUUCGACUCGCAAAUUGCGGGCUUGAUUGAUCGACGCGGCGUGGGAAGAGGCGCAUCGUAAACAAAUCGAGGCCGCGCCUGUGCGGUGGCGUAAAUGGGAAAAAAAUGGGAAUGAACUUGUAGAAGGGAGUCCAUUCACAGCUGGGCAUUAUACGUGGAACACAGCCCGGGCUGAGAUGGUUCCUGUCAUCAAGGUGGUCGGUAACGGCUACUCGCUUAUGAAAUUCGUUACGCUGUCCUCCGGAAUACGGCUGUGCGUGCGCGCGCGUAUACGUAUCUGUCAGCGAUCGCGGAGGGAGACUCCGGGCGCGCGUCCCGUCCUGCGGAGCCAAGAGCGGAGAGCGGACGUAAGCCAGUGUUUUCCAACAAUCGCCCCGACUCGCCACCUUGGAGAAACCUUUUCUCUCUCUCUCUCUCUCUCUCUCUCUCUCACUCACUCUCUUUCUCUCGGCAGCUCUUCGACACUCCCGGGUUAUUUAUCGACUGGCCCGGUACUUCGUCUUCUUUCUUUCUUUCCCUUUAUUUUUUUCUCCCAACUCUCAUCUACACUGCAUAGUGCCUUCCUUUCGUUAACCUCUGGAAAAUGAGCGGCGACGCGCUCCAGAAAUUGUUGCGCUCGUAGUUUUCGGAAUUUCCAGGCCGGAAUCUGCCGGGAAAUUUCACGCGGCAUUCCGGAAUUAUGCGGAGAUGCGCUAGCUGAUAUACGCCGCGCUCGAGCCGGGAACCCGCAGCGGAUUGCUUUGUGAUUUUUCGGGCCACGAAUCAAGCCUCGUUUGCCCUCCGAAGAAAGCGUUCUUUCAUCUCCGAUAUACCUAAGUACAACGCGGCAGCUGCACUGAGAGAGAUCGACGUCAAUUCGCUCGGCGCCUUUAUAUCGCGUAUUAGUAUAGAAGAGAUUCCGCGGAACGGCAGCAGACAGACUCCUUCGCGAGUUAAAUUAACGAUCGUAAAUAUUCAAAGCUAUCUCCGCCGCACAAAAGUCCAUCUCGGCGGUCUGCUCGCCUUUUAGUCGAUGGAAGGAUAGAUCUGAAAAGUCGACGAAACAGCGUGUCUGCUUUGGAAUCGGUGCUACCGCGGCUGCCACGUGCGCCGAGAUAAGCCAGCUGCUUUUACGCGGCUCUCUGCCAGUCAGCAGUUUUCCAGAUAAAAAACGACGAAAUGAUUUAAAGGGCCUCCUGCUAAUUCCGGCGGACUUUCACUCGGCCGAACGGCAGCGUUUUCGAGGAAAAAUCGGUUUCAUAACUUUACGGCACAUACGGAGAAGAAACGGCACUGGCGUUUUACGAGGCGAUCGAUGAUUUUACGAGCUCCGCAACACGAAAAUUCACGAUACCGACGAGAUUCCCCGAAUAAGCGGCCGAGUACACAUCUCACCGGAGGAUUUCACGCGAAUUAAGCCGAGGAAAAAAAACAGAUUUUACUGUUCACGCCCUUAACGCCGCAUACAAAAUCUGCGUUGUACUGCCGGCUCGCGGUGAUAGCGUAUAGCGUCCUCGUCGUCGACGUAUACAUAAGUCGUAAAAGCGGGCCUCCGGAGCUGCGUCGGAAUGUCGAAAGCCAAAGGGAUCGAGGCGGAAGUCGCUGCCGAUAGGUAUAGAAAUAUCGAUGCUGCUGCGGCUUGUCCUAAUGCAUCAGCUGCUUGGCGUUGAGGCAAUCCAGAUGCGGGGAAAGUCUCUCGGCACGCGCGGCUGCUCCACGGGUAUAUAUAUAUAGGUAGGUUAAUACGGUUACGCUACAAUCGUGCGUUCGUUAUUUGUUCCAGCGUAUCGAUAUUGUUUAUCUCGUCGGGCUUAAUUAUCCGGGCAGAUGCGGAGAGCCGUAAAGUACAAAGCUAAACACUAUGCGCCUAUACAAGGCCGCGAUAAAGAUAAAUAUACAUACGGACUCCUUUAAUUGCGCCGGAGCCCGUCCGGGAUUUAAUUAAUUCGUCGGGGCGAAUUACGAGCACUUAAGCUAAACUGUGUACGCGCGCAGCCGAGUUAUAAAGAUAUAUAUUUUUGCGCGAAACUCUUCAAACGAAGGGCUGACACUGUGCAGUUGUGCAGGCGCGCAUUCCAGCUGUGAUUGCCUCGGAUUUUGUUUGCCAACAACAAAACGCUCGCUCUCGCUCGGUUAUUACUUAUACAUACACGUACGCGUACACAGCAUGGGCGACGGUAGCCCCUCGUCGGCGCGUAAAAACGCUCGCUUAUUCUUUCUCGUGCUGCUCCUCCUCUCUUCUCGCGUUAUAACCGCUGCCGCCGCCGCUGCCCAUAAAUUGCCGCGCUCACGGCUAAAAACUUAAUUGGGAGUCAUUGCGCGCGAAAUUAGCCGCGGCUGGUAUGCGCUCGCUCGCGCGCACAUUCUGAUCCGGGGCUCUCACUCUAAGCUCGCAAAGCUCGGAGCUGGCCGAAUGCGCAAGCCAUAACGAGCCCCCUCGAGGGAGUGAAUCGCGUCGCGGAGGAGAACUAGCGGCUAGAUUUUUUCUGACGCAGCUCUCGCGCGCUGCAGAAAAAGUGGCCGGGGGAAUCCGAGUCGGAUUUUCGCAGAGCGGCGCAGGGAAAAAGCUGUAUAUGUAUAGGUGCUGCAGCGCGACGAGUGAGAGUCGCAUACCUCGCGGCCCUGCGUUCCCACACAUGCUCGCCGCUCGUCCCGCCUUGAUUCAUGCAUUCUUUCUCCCGGCUGCCGAGAGCUCCGAAUCCCAUGUCUCUCUCGCUCUCUCUCUCUCUCUCUCUCUCUCUCUCUCUCUCUCUCUCUCUCUCUUUCUCUCUUUCUCUUCUUGCGCGAUCCGUGCACGUCCGAAGGAGACAAGGAGAGUGCGCGCUUGACAGGAGUCGCGAUUCGGGAUGUUCGCGCUCCUCGAUCAGCAAGGCGCGAGUAUAGCUACAGAAGAGCUUCGUCUCGAGGCUCGAGCGAAGAAAAGUGGGAGAGCCGCCGGACAAAGCCGCGCAGACUGCCGAGGAGCGCUGGCCGAGGGAGUGGGGAGCGACAGGGGUGUGGCCUCCUCGAGGAUCCUCCUACGCCUCCCCGUCGAGAGGACCACGUGCUGCCUCUCUCUCUCUCGCUCCUUCUUCCGAUCCUCGAGCGCCGCGCUGCACGGCUGCGCUCUGGGAUACCGCGAGAGCUUGCGAGCCGGCGCGCGAUGAUCGAUCGACGACGCCCGGCUCGUCGUUGCGCGCAACAGGUGCGCCGCUCGAUCGUCCUCCGUUUCCAGCUGGUUUCCAAGCCGCGGAAGAAGACGUCUCCCGGAGGAUCUGGUCGCGAUCCGCAAGCUUGAAAGUGAGAGAGAGAGAGAGAGAGAGAGAGAGAGAGGCGGGGCGAGAUUUAAUCGUCCUAGGGGGGGUCUCGUGCGUCCGUCUUUCUCUCUCUUCGCGGCUGCGGCGGCGGCGCGCGUUCGACGGGUCAGUAACAGUGGGGGUACCGAGGCCCCCGCGUGUUUCCUCGCGCUCGCGCACACACGGGCGCACGGACGGGGCCGUUCACCGACACACGUGCGAGCGAGCGACAGAAGGAGAGAUCGCAGCCGGACUCCGGCUCUCCUCCACAGACGAGCGCGUGUGCAGUCGCCGCAAGCCGAGAGGCCUACAUACUCGUUGCUUGUCCAAGAGUAUUGGCUGCGCGCCGAUACACCGCGUACAUUCCUGGCUAUACGUUUCCGCGCACCUCCGCGAGGGAUAGGACACGCGCCCGAGAAAAGGAACCAAGGAGAGAGCGAGAGAGAGAGGGACAGAGCGGGGGUUGCUGCCGCCGGUGCCAGGUAUAUCCAGAGAAAGAGAGAGAAAGAGAGAGAGAGAGAGAGGAAAAGAGCGGGCUCCUUUCUUCCGUCUUCGCUGCUCGCUCCCACCACCGCGAUGCGGCCUGCGAGGGUAACACCCCCGAGCCCACCGCGCGCCUAGACCCGAGUGAGAGAGAGAGAGAGAAGGGUGGCUUUUCUCGGGCCGCAGCCGAAAAUGAGCCGGCAGUAGCGGCCGGACUCUCGAAUGGAUCGACGACAGGGAGCAGUCGCGCAGGUGGAGACCGAGAGACAGCAGCACGAGCCGUCGCUCCACUGAGUUCUAGUUCGCAGUAGAGACAGUGUCAAACAUUUCGCGUUACCCGUUACACACACAGCGAGUGCACAGCUGAUUCACGGCAGAUAAAGCCAUGUCGCUCGGACAGAGACCGCGCGGCGAGAGUAUAUAGUGCAUGCAGUUCCCUCAGUGAUACACAGUGUGCCAAAGUGCUCCGAGAGCGAUUGCUCUCAUCCUCCUCCUCCUCGUCCCAGCGAACCUCGCGGAGACAUGAUGACCAUGCGGCUCUGGAUGAUGCUGGGCGCGCUAGCGGUCGCGGUGCCGACGCUCCCGGCCGAGGUCAGGACCAACAAGAACCGCGGCAGGGGAUCCAUGUGGUGGAGCGUUUUUGGCAAUUCCAGGGGCAUCGCGAAGGCCGGCGAACCGAACAACCUGCUGCCGAUGCCGGCCACCUCGCUGCACAUGGACCCGUCGGUCUACGCGACGCUGAGGCGAAAGCAGCGCAGGCUGGCGCGCGAGAACCCGGGAGUGCUGAUGGCCGUGGCGAGGGGCGCCAACCAGGCCAUCUCCGAGUGCCAGCACCAGUUCCGCAACCGCAGGUGGAACUGCUCGACCAAGAACUUUCUCAGGGGGAAGAAUCUCUUCGGCAAGAUCGUCGACAGAGGCUGCAGGGAGACGGCGUUCAUCUACGCGAUCACGAGCGCCGCGGUGACGCACAGCAUAGCCAGGGCCUGCAGCGAGGGCAGCAUCCAGUCCUGCUCCUGCGACUACUCGCACCAGUCGCGGGGGCCGUCCGGCGUCCGGGACUGGGAGUGGGGCGGCUGCUCCGACAACAUCGGCUACGGCUUCAGGUUCUCCAGGGAGUUCGUCGACACCGGCGAGCGGGGCAGGAACCUCCGGGAGAAGAUGAACCUGCACAACAACGAGGCCGGCAGAACGCACGUGUCGGCGGAGAUGCGGCAGGAGUGCAAGUGCCACGGCAUGUCGGGCUCGUGCACGGUCAAGACCUGCUGGAUGAGGCUGCCGUCGUUCCGGCAGGUCGGCGACAACCUGAAGGACCGCUUCGACGGCGCGUCCCGGGUGAUGGUGAGCAACAGUGACCGGGCCCGGGGCGUGAGCAACGCCAUCACGAGCAACUCGGCGAGCAACUCGGUGCACGCGCACCGCGAGGGCCUCUCCCGGCGGCACCGCUACAACUUCCAGCUGAAGCCGUACAACCCGGAGCACAAGCCCCCGGGCGUCAAGGACCUCGUCUACCUCGAGCCCUCGCCGCCGUUCUGCGAGAAGAACCCCAAGCUCGGGAUCCUCGGCACCCACGGCCGGCAGUGCAACGACACGAGCAUCGGCGUCGACGGCUGCGACCUCAUGUGCUGCGGGAGGGGCUACAAGACGCAGGAGAUCAUCGUCGUCGAGAGGUGCAACUGCACCUUCCACUGGUGCUGCGAGGUCAAGUGCCAGCUCUGCCGGACCAAGAAGACGAUACACACGUGCCUGUAAUUACCGAUAAUUAUCGGUACAAACUGCUGAAGAAGAACAGCGGCACCGGCUCCUUCCUGGCGAAGGAGCUCGAGCAGUGCCCCGAUCGCGCCGUCGCCGCUCGGAGCCGCUUUCGCGCUGCUGCGAAACCGGCCGUCCGAGCGUCGGCGCUCGUCUUGUCAAAAUCCAAGGAUCAAAGUAAACGCAGCCUUCUCUCUGUGCCCAGUAUUACGCGCGAAACGAUUAUUUAUUGCGAGCGCGCCUUGAAUCGAUGGGGAGAACGCUUGUACACUGCACACAACGACGUCUUGACGUACUAAAGACUGAAAACUAUAAUGAUACUUGAGGAAGCAAAUUCUUUUCUACGUUACUUACUGCGCGGCUGUUUACUCGCGCGUCUGCGCAUGAUCACGCGCGAGUGAAAGGCUCGAUCGAAUUUCCCGGGGUUCGAGAAACUAUGUAAAUAUAAAAAUAACACGAGCGUCGCUGUGUCCUAUUCUCGCUUUCGAAACGCGUUCGAUCCACUUUUUUCAAAAAAAAGGAAAAAGGAAAAGACUAUCUCUUAUACGUUAUACGCUUUAGGUAGAAUAAGGAAAAAGAAACGGCGCGGCACGGAGGAAGGUCGGAUAAAAUCGGAGCACCUCGCAUUCGAAAUACUAACGAGAGAGGAGGAUUUGUAAUUUUGUACACGUCAUUUGUAAAUAUACACACACGCGCGCGUUCUUUCGAAGACACACGUACGAUUUUUAUCCGACCUUUCGACUCUGGCGCGCGCGAAGGUAUGAAAGAGAGCGAGUGACUGAGAAGCUGCAGCCCCGAACGAGAGAUGAUGGAUAAUGAUUUAAUUGUACGUUAUUGUCGUGUACAGCUACGGAAAUUGAUAAUUUAUUUUGCGUCGCGCGCGCGAGCGAUUUGUACAUAGAGUAUAUUAUACGAUACGACAAUGCGUUAUUUUUGCUAAUAGUAUUUAAUUGAAGUGCGCGACAGCCCGGAGGUCGAUGGCUUUGUACAUAAAUAUUUUUCUAACUUGUAGGUUUACGAAUCGUAAGUUGCCAAAUCAGACCAAUCGCUUGUGUAAGCUAGUACUCUGUACCAUAUGUAAUCGACGUUUAUACAUUUUUAAAGAUAUUGCCACUGCCUUAUGAUUUUUUUUUAAUUUUUCUUUUAUAUAUUAUCUGUGCUCCUGCUAACAACGAACAGUAACGUCGCAUCGAGAUCCGAAACUACGCAUUUUUGCCAUUUUCUUGCGCUUACCUAUACUUACCUAUACCUUAACAACGUUUAUACUAAUAAAAACUCUCGAUGCGAAUGUUAAAUUAUACUGCAUACUCAGACACUGUGGCGACGAGCAGCGAACGUCUGUAUUUUUUCUUACGUGCGACGAAGAGAAGAAGCGAAAAUCCUACUACGUUUUACCAGUGCGGCCGACCUGCGAAACGGCCAACAAUAUACAUGUAUAGCUAUAUUGUGCAUUUCCGCGAAGCAACAGAAACGGUGAUCCCAGUAAUACGAUGUGCAUAUAGGUUUACGUAAUUGUCCAUAAUUUAUACACGACAGAAUAUACAGAAUAUAAAUAUAUAAAUAAUGAUGAUAAUAAUAAAAGAAAAAAAUCCUGAAUACAACAUGAAA